CAGAGUGUUAGUAUAUGGUCACUUUGCCGUGUGGCGACUGAAAUGUACAGUUUCUUGUUACCUGUCUGCAUGCUCCCAUGACAGUUUUGACAGGAUACAGGAACUUGCAGAACCCAAGAAAGCAGCUCGUGCAAAUGACCUCAGGCUUGUUUGGGGAAACCAAGAGACAAUAUGGACCAUCUCACGGCGUGCUAUGACAGCUAGACCAUCCGCAAGGAUACUGGAAUUGGCCAAGCCCAAGCAAGAUUUUGGCAAGAACCUGUACAGGCCCCUUUACUUGUACAGCUGUGGACGGGAAUCAAUGAUCUGGGAGCGUCCCUCUCUAGUGGAUUUUCGCUUGCCUUCUGAUCGGCUGCUGAAGUUGGCUGAACCUAAACAAUGCCAGGCUGCUUACCUGCUGCAAAGACCUCGCAGCUCCCCUGAAUGGCCUGUGUCACCAGCAGCACUGAGCUGUAAGGCCUCCCCACGGAUUGUGGAGCUCGCCCGGCCAAAGGUGCUGCACCCAGAGUUCCUGCCGGCCAAAAAGGUGCCAACACAGGUUACAAGUGCUGCGGCCUUGGCCAGAGCAUCCUCAUGGAUACAGCAGCUGGCAGAGCCCCGGGUCAAGAAGGUGACCUGCUGCUAUGAGUAUGGCCCUUUUGAAUCUGCCAUUCGCCCGGUUUCCAAGUUUGCUCAGGAGGCAAUUGCGAGCCCUCGCACCCUAGAGCUGGCUAUGGCAAAAAGAUUGCAUCCUGAUUAUAUGCCUGUGCGGGAUGCUGCAUGGUCAGUGACAAAGGCUGCAAAGCAGGCAGUGGCCACACCAAGGCUUGUGGAACUGGCCCAGCCUUGUAAAAGGCUUCCUAUGAACUUGACUCAAUUCAACCCAAACGCCUUCACCGUGAAGGAGUCUGCUAAGAAGGCAGUUUGUUCUGCUCGGAUCAAAGAACUGGCUUGUCCGAUAAAGCGCUGAGCUCCCUCAGAAGCACAGCCCUCUGCUUGUGCCGGCUGUCCCCCUUGGAACGUCACCCUCUUCGGGCUGUGCUGUGGCUGGAAAACCUACUUGAACACAGCAGCACCGAGCAGGAACACUUCUUACAAGCUGCCACUUUUACUGGGCCAAUCUGGGGAGUUAAAUAAAACAGUCAUUCCAUAAGCACAAAAUAGUCACCAGGGGAAAAGAGCGGAAUUUGACCUAAUGUGGGAAGCCUUUCUCCCUAGGAUUGGUUAUGUCUGGAUUUUAUAUCUCUUCUUAUUUUUCAGCUGUAAUAGUUAAAGAAGUAAUGAAACAACUGCUGGGGGAAGCCAGCACAGGAACUGUUCUUUCACAUAAGUAAGUGUGGCAAACCACAGCCAAUGGCACACAGCACGUUGAUGCAAUGCAACUCCUGACCUUGGGCUUUUAAAAUUUAUGGUGAAGUUUAGAGAUCUUCUUAGUGACACUGAAAGUUUUGUGCUUGUGACAGAAAUAGAAACACGAAAAGCUGCAAAAUUCCAUAUCCAGGCCUGGAUUUGAUAAGGCUUUAGUACAGACUUUGGAAUGUUGGGGUGGCAUGUACCUUGGGUUGGCUUGAGUUUGGGGCCCCUUUUCUCAAAUGCCUGGAGAAUGGGCAGAUCCAGCCUUUUGCUUUGCAUGCAUCUUUGGUACAAGUUACACAGGUGGGUUAAACCUCUGCAGUUCAGAUACUCAGUUGUGUAACCCUAGGCAAAAUAAUGGAGUUCUGGGUUGGGAUUUUGGGACCCUAAUUUAAAAAAGCAAAGUUCCCCUCAGUGUAAAGGGCUUAUUCGUGUAAGGAGAAGUAAAGGACUUCUUCUUAGACAUUGUAAAGUCUAAGAAGAAAACAGAUAUGAGUGCCAGACUCUGCAGAACAAACUCUGAGCUCCAGUUGGGUCUGAGGGUGAGACAGUUUGGCAGCUGGAUUGUAGGGGAACAAUAGCCUAUGUGGGAUAUGGUGCAGGGAGAUUACUUUUAUCUGUUUCCUAUGAGUUUGGUGUGCUUCGUAUUGGCAGCCCAAACACUAUCUAGGGGCUGCAGAUACUGAGGCACGAGAGGUGCUCUCCAGCAAGGGACAAAAGUCAUAAAAGAAAGCAUGUGGCAGUUUCAGUGCCAGUGUAUCUUGAUCUUCCCUGUGUUAAGCCGAUUCUCCUUCCAAAGGAACAGAGGCAGGUCACCACAGACCACAAGAGAAUUAAUCAGAGGAUCCACUAAUUGAUUCAGUAAUCCACUAAGCAGAGGAUUUUUGAACCCUUUUGAACAAGGUAAGGUCACUGAGCAACUGUGCUGGUUAUUUUUUAUCGCAUGCGUUGUCCUGUACCAGGUCAAUGUACCAGAGUCUGGGUUCUGUGCAGAAGCCCGAGUGCAACUGCAUCCAUUAAGCUUAAGAAUGGCCAGAAGGAGGGUGAAGUCUGACCACCCCCCCCCGGGGGAGAACCCCAGCACACCAGCCUCUGCCACCUCGGGGCUGGGGCUGUAUGGGCUGCCGUGGAUGGACCCAUGGAGGUUGCCCAUGUCUGCACGCUAUCUCUGUGGCAAGAGGGAAACCCCACGGUGCCCACUGAGGCUGCCUUUGGAGAAGUGUUGCUCUCCCAGAGGAAGAAGUCUGUCUCCUGCUAUUGGGGCAGGGAGCACAAGCAGGGACAUAACACAGCUCCUCUCAUCAAAAAACUUUGGUUUUUUAUUAAUGCAUUGGAAAAAAAAACCAAACCAAAACCCCAAACCCCAGUUCUUUCCCUUUCAUAAUCUUUAACAGCAAUGUGAGAAAUACAUUCAAGGGAGGCUUGGCUUGGUCUCAUUACAGUGUAGGCACUUGGUUUGCUGAUAUCCAGAGCAGACUCGGGCAUCUUGAGCUAACCAAGAUCACCUGAACAACACAUCUCAUUUUCCAGAUGCCCCCCUCUCUGGAUGGUGUGUAUAUAAAGCUAGAAUGUAUACUUUGCCUUUGGGGAACAUAAGCAAAAGAAAUCUUUCCCUCCCCUGCUAUGUUUGAACCUUUCAUGGCAGCUUUUCUGUAAGCCUGAGACAAGGGCAUGAGAUUGCCUUGCUCUGUGCUGUGUUAUUAGUGGAUGGGAGUCACUGGUUGGGUUAUGCAGCCAUCGGAAGCUGUAUACACAUAUAUAUAUAAUAUUUUUUUCCUGGUUAUGUACACUUUAAAUAAAACUUAUGUUAAAUAGCGGGGUAUUACUUUGUAUCUCAAAACCUAUUGCAACAGAAGAACCCCAAGGAAACCCACUGUGAAGAGCUUCACCAUCAUUAUCAGCAGGCCUGGGGAUUGGAGCAGCAUCCUCUAGUCCCUGACAGACCCGCUUUGUGAGGGCAGUCCUUCAGACUUCCUCCACUCUGCCAGGCGCUGCUUGAACCAUUUCUGGAGGAAAGAAAAGAAAAGAGAAAGAGAUCGAGUGCACUGGGCUGAGUGAACCUCUGAAUAACCUUGCUAAAGGUGCAGAUGUGGUCAGCACAUGGGACCAGGUGAGGGAAACUCAUGGUGCUGCUAUCUGUAGCAAGGCGCUGCACUGUUCCCAGGCAGUACAGCCAGCAGGAGAGCUGCUUCUGACUGAACGAACAGUCUUGUUACUGAUGUGUGCACCUCUUUCAAACUCAUUUCUCUUGCUUGCUUCAGACUUCGACAGCAUGGGUAAGUUCUCGUUUUAUUGCUGUGGGUCCAAGUUUUUCUUGCAAAUGGAGAAAUUGGCUAAGGAGCUGCUGGAUGAUGUCUGCUUAAAUGGCUGGAGCAGUGAAACAAUCACUGCAGGUCCAAACCUGACAGGAAUCACAAGCUGACCUGCUUCAAAAAGGGUGAGAGGGACAAAGCAGUGGCUCUCAGCAAAUUUAAGAUCAAAUAGAUUUUAAAAAUGAACAAUGAUCUUAGUCUUCAAGCAAUAUGCAUGGCUAUGUUAUUCUGCAGUAACUUAGCAUCUCUAAGCCAACUCCCAGAGCUGCUGAUGCCACUUGAACACAGCUGCAAUUUCAAAUGUUAGCUAAAAUGCAGCUGGAUAAAGCCACACUACCUGCGUAAGAAGAGAGAGAUAACUCAUGUCCCGGAAGCACAGCUCAGCCUUUUGUUUGGGAAUGUGCCUGUGAUUUGCUUUGUUGCUGUUCAUUCUGUUGCUAUAUUUGUUCAUGGCUAUUUCUGAAGCUAUUGUGGUUCAUAAUGACACAACCACGGUGUUCUCUACAAAGUGGCUCUCGCACCAGCACUGCCUUGGACCGCAUCCAGUCAGAUGAUUGCUUGCCUCGCCUCCUCCCAAAAAUUUCACUUCCUGCCCUCAACCAUCGUCUCCUGUUGACUCACCACCUCUUUACAUCUCAUUUUUGCUGAUUUUUUUAUUAAAAUGGCUGCUAUAUCUAGCCAAUAAAGCACUCCAGAUGUCAA
Messenger RNA from Strigops habroptila (Kakapo), 4346 nucleotides. RefSeq names its product theg spermatid protein like (gene SPMAP2L). The record is from RefSeq and is a predicted model, not a curated record. Bases 194 to 949 code for a protein of 251 amino acids. Lineage: Eukaryota; Metazoa; Chordata; Aves; Psittaciformes; Psittacidae. The transcript is spliced from 9 exons.